Topomyia yanbarensis is the source of this 879-nucleotide messenger RNA. Its product is annotated as COMM domain-containing protein 4. NCBI's taxonomy places the organism in Eukaryota, Metazoa, Arthropoda, Insecta, Diptera, Culicidae. The record is from RefSeq and is a predicted model, not a curated record. Bases 150 to 761 code for a protein of 203 amino acids. The transcript has 3 exons.
UGUUCCCGGUUUGUUUUGUUUUGAUUGUUCGUUCUAUACAGUAGAAUGUUGUGAUGUGAAUCAAUUAAAAACUCACAUAGUAAUAUUAGAUAUUAUGUUAUAGAAACCCAUUAUUGAAGUGAGAAAACUACCCACACUUCGUAUCAAAAAUGAAAUUCCGUUUUUGCGGUGACGGUGACUGUCCAGACUGGGUAUUGGCUGAAAUCCAUUCGAAUUUAGCUGUGCUAAGCAUAAAACAGUUACGUGAGGUUGUUCACUAUGUAACCAUGUGCAUUUUAGGAGAAGAAGUCCCAGAAGAUAAUGUACGAUCUAUUUUCGGAAUAGUUAAAGGGACAAUGGACACCCCGAAAGCUGCUUUUGCAUGUAUUAGGUUUUUGCUGGUGAGUGCCGCUCGUUUCAAUACUGACAGCUCAGUAUUUGGUACCGAGCUGCAACAGUUGGGAUUGCCCAAGGACCAUACCACUGUUAUGUGCCAAGUGCUCGACGAACACGUCAGUAAGAUUCGAACCAAACUGAGUCAGUCCAGUCUCAUGGUAAACGAACUGAACAGUGUUACAAGUAGCGUUCCAGCAAAUACAGUUGAUUGUGUGCAGUUCCAGUUUGGCAUUAGGAAUGAAAUAGUUAAUGGAGUACCUCAGCAGACAACUCACACAAUUAACAUCAAUCGCAGUGACAUCCCGGUGCUGUUGAAGGAGCUCAGAACGGCUAAAGGCAUCAUGGACAGAUACGAUUACGAAUCGAAGCAUAGUGAUAUUAAAUAAUAUUUCUGUUUUUACGCCGUGGAUAUGGUUUUUGCCGUAUACCGAACAAGGUAUCAUUUUGAAAACUUUGGCUAAAUAUAAAAUUUCAUAAUCAUGUCGCAGUUACGAUUGAGGUGAA